AUGGCAGGAUUCCAACUUCAAUAUCCAUCGGACCGCGAACUGACUGGCGGCGAUCUGCUAGCUCAAUCCCUAAAACAAGCCCAUGUCGAGGUGGCCUUUGGGCUCCACGGCGGACACCUCGAUGCAUUUCUCAUGGGAUGCGAGUCCAUCGGCAUCCGCCUCGUAGACACUAGACAUGAAACCGUCGCCGUGCAGGCCGCCGAGGGAUAUUCCCGGAUCAGCAUGAAGCUAGGCGUAUGCUUUGUGACCGCCAACAGCGGUUUUUCCAACGGUAUUCCCGGACUGGCCACGGCAUACAGCGAUCGAAGCCCCGUCCUCUGUAUUACAUCGUCUCCGCCGCUGCGGGACACAGAGACCAACUCCCUGCAAGGCUCUAUUGAUCAAAUCGUGGCUGCAAGGCCAUUUACGAAAUUCGCUCAUAGAGUCGUCGUCCCGGAAGAAUGUCCACGGAUUGUCGCGCAUGCAAUUCGCGUUGCGCAAUCCGGCGCUCCUGGACCUGUUCUACUUGAUUUCCCCAUCGACGUGCUGUUCUCCCCAGUACAUACUAAGCUGAUACAGUGGGGGUCAAUCGCCUCGCCGCCCAUAUAUCGCCCUGGUCCUCACGAAGAAGCAAUCAAGGCAGCUGUCGAGCUCGUAGCUAUUUCCAAGCGGCCGGUCAUCAUAGCUGGAACCGGUGCAAAGCAUCCUCAUACAAGAGAAGUCCUCAAUCAAUUCGCCGAAACAUGCAACAUCCCCAUCUUCAACACGUCCAAAUAUGCCUCCUUCACCACUCCAUCGACCAUGCUGAGCAAAUGCACCGCCGGAGCCCUCGCCAAACUACCACUCCUCCAGCUUUCCACGCCCGACCUCAUCAUCCUCCUCGGCGCCCGAACAGGAAUGUUCCUCGGCGGACGAAGCGGCGCCAUAAUCCCCAACGAGGGCUGCAAACUGCUACACGUCGACUGCGACGGAAGCGAAAUCGGCCGCUCCCUUCCCGUCGAUCUGGGCAUUAUCUCAGAUGUCGAUGCAUUCGUGCACACGAUGAACAAGCAGGUCACAGACGCGUUCCAGAGCGUCGUCGACAAGCAUUGGGUGCAGUCGGUUCUCAGUCUUGACUCUCUGGAGUCCCCGUUCGAGAAGGAGCCUACAGCGAACGAGUCGGGGGUUCUUCACCCAUACCAUGCAAUGAAGGAGGUCAUGUCUUCCAUCGAGCCGGGAAGUAUAAUCGUCCUCGACGGCGGCGAGGCGUCCGCUUGGGCGGCUGAUCUUGCCUUGCUUGCCCGCCCCAGUACUGUCCUUACCUCUACGGGGUAUCUUGGGUUUCUGGGUACUGGGUUUGGAUACUCGCUAGGCUGUGCUAUCGCGGAUCCAGAUCGGAAAGUCGUCAACGUUCAAGGGGACGGGUCCUCUGGGUUCCAUUUGAUGGAGCUCGAUACGUUCAAGAGGUUCAAUCUGGAUAUCAUCACUGUUGUUUUGAACAACUCGAGUUGGGGCAUGAGCUCAAACGGUCAGGAUAUUGUCUACGGGCUCGCCAAUCCGGCUCGUCCCGUUAGCUCUCUCAGCCCUGCAACGGAGUAUGACGUUGUAGCCCAGGGACUGCAGAAUGCAGCGGCAAAGGUCGCGCGGUUUUCGGAGAUUAAAGAUACUGUUGUCGAUCUCCAGUGUCGGCCUGGUCCUGCUCUUCUGAAUCUGAUUGUGGACCGGAAGCCUGUUCAUCCUAUCACUACUGCUAUGGUUGGGUUGACGGAUGACCCUCACUCGGUCAUCGUGCCGUAUUAUGACAAUAUCCCGCGGGCGUACUAUCAUACCCCAUAG
Molecule: messenger RNA, 1794 nt
Organism: Penicillium nucicola
Lineage: Eukaryota; Fungi; Ascomycota; Eurotiomycetes; Eurotiales; Aspergillaceae
Product: thiamine pyrophosphate-binding protein
Exons: 4
Coding region: 1-1794 (597 amino acids)
Biological process (GO): L-valine biosynthetic process
Cellular component (GO): acetolactate synthase complex; mitochondrion
Molecular function (GO): magnesium ion binding; acetolactate synthase activity; thiamine pyrophosphate binding
Source: RefSeq, a predicted model, not a curated record